This is a messenger RNA of Ctenocephalides felis (cat flea), 1020 nucleotides long. Its product is annotated as ribosome-recycling factor, mitochondrial-like. The coding region runs from base 112 to 885 and encodes 257 amino acids. Gene Ontology annotation, biological process: translation. The record is from RefSeq and is a predicted model, not a curated record. Gene Ontology annotation, cellular component: mitochondrion. The transcript has 2 exons. Gene Ontology annotation, molecular function: ribosomal large subunit binding. Lineage: Eukaryota; Metazoa; Arthropoda; Insecta; Siphonaptera; Pulicidae.
UGAAGACGAAAAUUAAAUAUUAAUAAAUUAACACAUGUACAUAGAUUGGUUUGUUUGAAAAAAUAAACAUUUAUACUUAUUAUGCUGUUAUAAAAAUAUAUAAAUUUAAAAAUGUUACGAAUAUUAUCGAGACGAUUGUUUGUGUCCCAUUGUCAACUUAGUGCUCCAAUUUUAAGUAACAAUAUUAUUUCAAAAAAUAUAUGUCCUAAUCUAUUAAGUGUACCUGAACAUGUAAAUAUCCAAUCAGCAAGACAUUAUGCAAAAGGCAAAGACAUAAAAAAAGAUAAGUCAAAGAAAAAACAAAAGGUUGCAAUAAACGAAGAACAAUUAUCUGAAGUCUUAGAUGUAGAUAAUUUAAAGAAACAAAUGACUAAAUGUGUUGACCAUUUGAAAGAUGAAUUCGUAAAGAAUUUGUCAUUGAGAUCAACAACCGGAGCUAUCGAUGCACUGCCAGUCAAAUUUGAAGGAAAGGAGUACGAGCUUCAAGAACUGGCUCAAAUUGUCCGAAAGAACCCAAAGACCGUGGUUGUAAAUAUGACUUCAUUUCCUCAGGUUAUACCUGAGGUUCUUAAAGCCUUGAGUAAAUCUGGGAUGAAUUUGAAUCCUCAACAGGAUGGUACUACUUUGUUUAUACCAGUACCAAAGGUGACCAAAGAGCACCGUGAGCUGCUGUCCAAGAACGCUAAGACAUUAUUUAUAAAAUGUCGUGAUAGUAUCAAAGAUAAUCAAAACAAUGCAAUAAAGAAAGUUAAAAAGCAGACUGGAUUAUCUGAAGACUUAGUACACGAUGUACAACUGCAAAUAACCUCAAUUGCAGAUUCGUAUCUAGAAGAGGCUCAAAAACUACUUGAUAGUAAACAACAAGAACUGAUUGGUGAAAAAUAAUCAUUCACAUUUUAUUAUGUAUUUAAAUACAUUUAGUAAGAACAAAAUAAUGAAUGCAUAUAUGAAUUGUGGAAAAAUAAUAUAAAUUCUAUGAAAACCAUAAGUUAAUUUCUUCUUAAAUUUAGUCAUACUCUA